ACGAAUCAAUAUUUGUUCAUCAGCGCAGCCUUACACUUUGCAGAAACCAAACCAUCGGUUAUAAUCGGAUCUGCAUUCUGCGCUACAGUUAUAUCAGGCAGUAUAAUGAACACUGUUAAAGGUUUCGGUAAAGCGCUCGUCAUCAUUACUGGCGCGUCACGAGGUUUCGGUCGGGCUCUGGCUCUGGAGAUCGCGGGUCGUGUGGAUGCCGGUUCGGUUCUGAUUCUGGCCGCCCGAUCAGAGGACCGACUGCAGGAGCUACAGACUCAUCUGUCCCGCGACGCGUCACAACUGACGGUGCGCUGUGUUUCUGCGGAUUUAGCGCGUAAAGAAGAUAUAGAGCGCGUUCUUACUGAGGUCAAGGAGACGCAACGCGCGGAUAUUGAUCAUCUGCUGCUCUUCAAUAAUGCAGGGUCUCUGGGCGAUGUGUCCCGUUAUUGUCGUGAUUUCACGGAUGUGGAUGAAGUGGACUCAUUUCUCUCCUUUAACGUCAGUUCUGCGCUCUGUUUUACCGCUGGAGUUCUGAACGCCGUUCCGCGGCGCGCCGGUUUGACGCGCGUCAUCGUUAACAUCAGCUCUCUGUGUGCGAUCAAACCGUUUGCCUCGUGGGUUCUGUACUGCACCGGUAAAGCUGCUCGUGAGAUGAUGUUUCGUGUGCUGGCUGAAGAAGAAGCGGAUCUACGAGUCCUCAGCUACGCACCCGGUCCUCUGGACACAGACAUGCAGCUGCAGGCGAGGACCAUCAGUGCAGAUAGCGGCAUAAGGAGCGCAUGCAACAAUCUGCAUGCUCAGGGUCAACUGCUUACCUGUGAAGUGUCUGUCAAUAAACUCAUGAAGGUUCUGAGCGAGGGGAACUUCACGUCUGGAGCUCAUCUGGACUUCUAUGAUUUAUAAAAGCAUUUGCUUGACAAUUGUGCCUUGACUUUAAUUACGUUUUAUUUUUUUAUAUAUUAGGGACCAGUAAUGUUAUCAGAAAUGUCUGAUCAAAUCUUUCCUCUAAUUUCCGUUAUAUAUAUUUUUUAUGUCAGAAGAUCCAAGCCAGUAUAUGCGAGACACUUAGACACAUCAGCUGUGCUGUUUAUUUUGUUUUAAAUGUUUUUAUAAUAAUCCUCCAUUUAUAUAUAUUGUACAAUUUUUCUUAAGAGGCAUUUUCUGUAUUCUGUUGAUCAUUAGGACAUUAAUGUAUUUGUUUGUCUGCAGAUGGAAGAAUUUAUUAAAGAACUGGAGUUUAAAGGGCA
Paramisgurnus dabryanus is the source of this 1238-nucleotide messenger RNA. RefSeq names its product sepiapterin reductase a (gene spra). Gene Ontology annotation, molecular function: sepiapterin reductase (NADP+) activity. NCBI's taxonomy places the organism in Eukaryota, Metazoa, Chordata, Actinopteri, Cypriniformes, Cobitidae. Gene Ontology annotation, biological process: tetrahydrobiopterin biosynthetic process. The record is from RefSeq and is a predicted model, not a curated record.